This is a messenger RNA of Dictyostelium purpureum, 7066 nucleotides long. RefSeq lists its product as uncharacterized. Bases 1 to 6996 code for a protein of 2331 amino acids. Lineage: Eukaryota; Evosea; Eumycetozoa; Dictyosteliales; Dictyosteliaceae. The record is from RefSeq and is a predicted model, not a curated record. Gene Ontology annotation, biological process: protein dephosphorylation; protein phosphorylation. The transcript has 4 exons. Gene Ontology annotation, molecular function: protein kinase activity; protein tyrosine/serine/threonine phosphatase activity; ATP binding.
AUGGAAAGAUCUAGAAAAUAUCGUGCUCUUUCUUUAGCUCCUCAUAAACAAAAACAAUAUUUAAUCGAUGUCGAAGAUUUAUUUUCAUCAUUAAAUCAUUCGAUUAGAUUAAAAGGGAAUGAGGGGCCAAAUGAAAUUAAAGAAAAAAGCAAUCAACUGCAGGAAUCAUUAUCAUCAUUAAAAGAAAAGAUUAAAAUGUUGGAUUUUAAUGAAAAAAACAACUGUAUUACACAAGGUGGCAUCACUAUAUUAAUUCAAUGUUUAUGUUUCUGUGGUAAAAAUUCUAUAAAUAAUGACAACAUUAUUGAUAUAUGCCAACAAUUAAUAGAUAAUUCCCAUGAUGCAUCAAGGUUAUUUUGCAAACAAAUUAUUUCACAUUUAUAUAACGAUAUUGAAUGUAUUGGUAUUUCAGAUGUUUUAACUAAAAUCAUCUCAUUUUAUCCUUUAAGAUCUAUAUUUAUUGAGGAUUUAUGUAUACCAAAAUUAUUAGAAAUUUAUUAUAAAUGCUCAUUAGCAUUGGCAAAAUUAAAUUUUAAAACUGACCCAACAAUUUAUAUAAAUACAGUGCCAAAUAUUGAGCAGGGCAAUGGUAAUAAUAUUUCAUCAACAGCAAAUACAGCAAAUACAGCCAAUAAUAAUAAUAGUAUUAAUAAAGAAAAACGUAAUAGCAAUAAUAGUGCUAAUUGUUGCAGCGAAAAUGAAAAUUUUCAUAGUUUUCAAAAUAUCAAUAUACCUUGUUGGAGUGAGGAUGGAACACCUCCACCCGUUCCAAAAGGUUUUUCUUUUGAAAAUAUAUUAACAAGUGUACCCAUACCAAAGCCACAAAAAGAAAGAGAGCAAAUUCUAACAGCUAGAGAUCAUUUACAUCAACCAACUACCCCAACAUCACAAUCAAUAACAUCUCCAAACAACAUAAAUACCAAUCCCACCAAUAAUAGUAAUAAUAACAAUACAACAUUAAAUUCAUCAACGACUACAACCCCAACCCUAUUAUCAAAUUCAAACACUACAACAAACAAACCAACAUCUAUUGGUCAGGUUUCUUCAAUGCAAUAUCAUAACCCAAAUUUAUAUCAAACACCUCCAUUGUUUAAUAGAAAUAGAGGUAAUAAUGAUAGUACCACAUCAAGCCCUUCUGAUAGUCCAUUGAUUAGUGCCUCAACAAUUAACCAUCAUCACCAUCUUCAUAAUCAUCAUUCUCAUCAUACAGCAACACCAACACCAGGACCAACCAAUAGAGUAAUUCCAUUAUUACCAUUAUCAAAUAGCCUAAAUAAUAGUUCGAAUCAAAUAGGGCAUUUAAAUAACACACCUAACAGUGCAGGUACACAUAAUCACACACCAACAUCAUCGUCAUCUCAAAGUGUAUCAUUACCAACAAGUCCACCACUUCACCAAUCAAACAUCAAUGGUGCAACAGGUGGUUUAGCUAAAUUAUCAUUGGGUGGUUUAGGUAAAAUUGCAGUGCCUAAACUUAACUUACCGGUUCGUGUUGAAAAUAAUGCCAGAAUGACAAGAUCAAGUAGAAGAAGAGAAGAUGGCCAGUCAAAUUCAACGAGAUCUCAACCAGGUGAAAACAUAUUAAAAUUUGAAACUAAUGCAACUAAAGAGUUAAUAGAUAUUGCAACUAAAUUGGGUGAGACAUAUAUGACCUCCGAUCUAACAGCAUUAAUUUCUUAUAAACAAGCUAUCGAAUCACACAAACAGUCAAAACGUUCAAUUUCAUCGAGAAGAAAUGACCAACUAUCAAAUAUAAAUAACAGCCAACAAAAUCAACAAGCUCAAUCCUUAAUACAUAAAAAUUCAAACUCAACUCUAUUAUCAGAGUCAAAUCUAUACAGAGUACGUUGUAAUAUUUUAAAAACUUUAAUAUCUUCAACAUCAAAUAACCUAAUGUUGCUACAAUAUGGUAAUAACCCAAUCAAUAUGUUAUACUCUGAAUCAAUUCUUUUGCAUAAGGGAAUAAUACCAUCGGAUCGUGAUCAUUUAAAUCUCUUUUAUAAAUUGGCAAGUCAUUGGUCAGAUUACGUAGAGUACAUCCACCGUAAUAGAUGGUUAGAUUUCACCAAGGAUAUGAAUAUCAAUAGAAAAGCAUCAUAUAGAAAGAAAUUGGAUUUAUUAAUAUGGCGUAUUAAUAGUAGUAUAUCAAGUAUGUUAGAAACCUACAUUUUUGAUGAUUUAGAGUAUCAACUAUGCAUGUUGGCAGAGUAUAUAAAGAAUUGUCCAUCUAGGGUAUUAUCAUAUCAAGUUGUCGAUGUUUGUAUUGAAUCAUUAUUAAAAGUUAAGCAUAGUUUCUUUAGAGGCCCAAUUACACCUGACCGUAUUAAAGAUCUUCAUAUUGUACAUUAUCUUCUUACCGUUUUAGAUGAAGUUAUUAAGCAAAAUAAACAAUCAGCUUUAAAUGACCUGUUUAUUUCAAUAUUUUUAGAACGUGAUGAAUCUUUCCAAUUUAUUAAACAAUAUACCAUCCAAAUUUUAACCAAUGAGUCUAUCGAAAAAGAGUUUCUCAAAUGCUAUCCAAAUGAUCCAAACAAGACAAAGCUUACCGAAUUCAGAUGUCGUGCAAUUAAACAUUUCUCAGUUUGUGUUAAAAUGUUAAAAUUCAAAGAGCAGAAUCUUUCUAAUCAAUACGGUGGCAACAAUGUAAAUAGUAGUAAUGGUUAUAAUAACCAAGUUUCAACCCCACACACUCAACAACAACAACAGCAUCAACAAACAGAGAAUGAAAUUUCAGAUUUGGUAAAGAAAAUGGAGUUUCUUUUAUUACCAGCUCAAGGUAUCAUUUUACCUUUUCUUCAAAGCAGCAACUCUUUUUUCCAGCAUUUUCAUUUAAAAAAGCAAAUGUUAAAGUUUUUAAAUCAUGUAUUUUUAUUUAAAAGAACUCCUUUUACCCGAAAAAAAUUAUAUGUAGAUUCCUAUAUCAGUUAUAUUUAUAUCAGUUUUAUAAAGCUCUAUAAUAAUUAUAUUUUUGAUCAAGCAACAUUAACCCUAUGUAAAUUAUUUUUAAAUAUUUUAAUUUCAUUUUCUGUAAAUAAAAAUGAUAAAAUAUCAAUGAAGUUUUAUCAAUUAAAAAUAUUGGACUUUAUGGUUAGGGAGGUAAAUUUAGAAUAUGAAAUCAAACAAAAUAAAGACCAAUUUUUAAAACCCUUAUCUUCAAUUCCAUUCUUUUCGAGUGAUUGCAGUGAUCAUGGAUCCUCAACCCCACCAACAGCCCAAACAACUCCAGCAGUCACUAAUGUUAAUACAACUGCACCAAACAACUCUAUUUCAACAGGAAAACUUAGCUUAAGUUUAAAUCUCUCAGGCUUACAAAAAGACCAAAAUACAGUGGCUUCUGAUCCUGUUGUCGGGUUGGCCAAACCAAAAGUACCACCACUUUUAAAAUUACCUUUAAAAACUGAUCCAUCUAGCAGCUCAGGAGCACAACUACCAACUAUACCAAAACUUUCAUUACCUGUUGUAAAUAGUAAUAAUGGUAGUGGUACAUCAGAUUCGAAACCUGUAAUACCCAAAUUAGCUUUGGGUGGUGGUAAUGCAACACAAUCAGCUACUGACACAAAACCAGUUGUACCUAAGUUGGCUUUGGGCGGCAAUACAACCACUGCAACUGAUUCAAAACCUGUAAUACCAAAACUAGCGUUAGGUGGUAACAAUACAACUGUAGCAGCCGAGACCAAACCAGUUAUACCUAAAUUGGCUUUAGGUGGUAAUAAUACAACUGUAACAACCGAGCCUAAACCAGUUGUACCUAAGUUGGCUUUAGGCGGUAACGCAACUGUAACAACUGAACCCAAACCAUCCACUGAUACAAAGCCAAUAAUACCAAAACUAGCCUUGGCUAGUAAUACAGCAACAAACCCAGCAAAUGAUUCAAAGCCGGUUAUACCAAAACUAGCUUUAGGUGGCAAUAGUACAACUGUAGCAACCGAACCUAAACCAGUUGUACCUAAAUUAGCUUUAGGAGGCAAUAGUACAGCUGUGGCAACCGAGACCAAACCAGCUAUACCCAAAUUGGCUUUAGGUGGUAAUAAUAAUAAUAAUAAUAAUAAUAAUAAUAAUAAUAAUAAUAAUAAUAAUAAUAAUAAUAAUAAUAAUAGCAAUAAUUCAAAUACACCAGCUCAAACAAAACCAACAGUCAAAUUUGCCUUAAAUCUUUCUACAGUUAGCAAAGGUGGAUCACCAACACUUAAUACAAAUUUAAAUUCAUUAAAUACAAAUAACUCCUCAACAAUUCAAAAUAAUUUACCAAUCAAUAUAUCAGAUUCAAAACCCCCAAUUGGUAAACUUUCAAUAUCAAUUCCAAAAUUAAAACUCCCAGCUAUCAAAGUUAGAGCAGAAGAGGAGGCUCAACAAGCAGGAUCUGGCGUUUUAUCAUCAAUCGAACAAAAAAUUGAUCCACAAGACCCCAAGUUCCAAUUGGUUUUAGAUAAUAUUUCACAAUCAUUAACACCAAGCGCAACUGACAGAGACACUGAACAACAGAAUGAACCAACUGAAAAUGAAAUAUUUAAUGAAAAUCAAAGGUAUCAAAUGGAAAGAAAUAAUAGAAAACUUUAUCACGAUAGAGAUUUACAUAUUUCAUUACUACAAUUAAUUUUCAGUCUCUUAUUAAACUCUAACGAAACUUUAGAGCAUCUUUAUUCCGAUCAGUUCCCAAUUGUUGCAAAAAAAUUAAAUGUACCAUUCAUUUUACAUCUUCAUAUCAAUCAUCACGAUAACGAAAAGAUUAUACCAGAAUUAACAAAAAGAACACACGAAAUGGGACCAAAUCAUUUUAGAAUUCUCAAGCUUCUAUUCAGUCGUUUUUACCACUCUUCACUAUUUAAAGAUUUGAAAAGAGUUGCAAAAGGUGCUUAUGGUACAGUUUAUAAAGGUACACUAGCCAAUGAUGAGGGUUUAGAAAUUGCUGUUAAAUUAAUGCCAGUUCCAAAAACUAUUCACGAUCGUUGUGUACUUUACGAUAUUUUCACAGAAAUUUUAAUUAUGGAUACUUUUAGAGAAGAUUCAAGAGGUUGCCACAUGUUUGAUUAUGGUGUCGAUGGUGAAAAUUAUUGGAUAGUAAUGAAAUCAUACAAAUGUAGUCUUAAAGAAUGGCGUUUAAAACAAACCUUACCUUUCCUCCAACAACUACCACUCUUUUUAAACAUUUAUACUCUAGUUUUGCAAUCAGUACAAUUUUUAGCCGAUCAUAAGAUUAACCAUUUUGAUAUCAAGUGUGAUAACUUUUUAGUGCAUCCAUUAAAGAAAGGUACCAUUGAAGAGGACUUUUGGAGUCAACCAACAAACGAUCCAAACUUUGCUGUUUGCUUAGCAGAUUGGGGUGAGGCCAAGGUAUACACACUCGAUGUUGAGGGUUAUACAACUAGAAACCGUGGUACCGAAUUUAUAAAAUCACCAGAAAUGCUUACAAUAGCCUAUGCCUCUCAAAAGACUAGAGAAAACUUUGAUAGACGUAAAAAGGUUGGUUCAAAUACUGCUAGUGAUGUUUGGUCAUUGGGUUGCUUGUUUUAUGAACUUUUAACUGGUGAUUUCUUAUUUUACGAUAAUGAUUGGGUAAAAUUCUUUAUUCGUGUCACACAACCAGGUCAAGAAUUAAUCACUCCAGAAAGAAAAGCUAAAGUUGCAAAUAUUCCAGCAAUUUUAGAAUUUUUAGACUAUGUAUUUGUUCGUGAUCCAUUCUAUCGUCCAUCAUUACGAGAUAUUUUAACCAAAUUCAACGCCAUUAAACCAGUUAUCCUUCAACAAGUAGAGCAACUUAAAGAAAUAUCAGAGGGCCUUAGUUCAGUUAGUGGAAGCCAACAACCAAAACAAUAUUACAAUGGUGGCGAUGGUACUCGUUAUAAAGGUAAAAAUACUAGAAUCAGUGGUCACUAUACUCCAGGUCGUUUUCUUCCACAUAAUGUAAAUAUCUCAACCAAAGGUGGUACAUUAGCAGCCAAUGCAAAUAACAUCAAACCAAAAGAUUAUAUGGAAGAGGAGAUCCCAUAUGAACCUCCAGAAUUUCCAGAGCAUCGUUUCUAUAUGGAUCGUCCAUCUCAAAUCGCACCAUUUAUGUUCAUUUCAUCUUUUAAUCCAUCAAUGAACAAGAAUAUGUUAAUUAAUGAAUUUCAAAUUACCCAUAUUAUUAAUUGUACUGGUUCUCCCAAUGCCUUCCCUGACCAUUUCGAAUACCUUCAUUUACAACUUCACGAUCAACCAUCGCAAGAUAUAGUCCAAUCUUUAAUGUCAGCAUUCGAUUUUAUUCGUGAUGCAAUUUGUCGUCAUGGUAAGGUUCUAAUUUGUUCAGAUAAAGGUGUAUCACGUUCUUCAUCAUUAGCAAUAGCAUAUUUUAUGGAAUCAAAAUCAAUUAGUUACUUUGAAGCUUUCAUUAUUGUAAGAGAUUGCCGUUAUAUUAUUUCACCAAAUCCUGGCUUUGUCGAACAAUUAUGUCGUUGGGGUAAACAAAGAAGAACACUCAAAGGCUUAGCUGAGUGGAGUGGUGGUGAAACUAAUACUAUUCGUUUCCAAUGUCUUUGUGGAUCUUGUAGUUUCACUCUAUUGGCUCCUUUCGAUAAUCCACCAAGAAAAUGUAACUGUGAAAGCAAUGCCGUAGAUUCCCAAGACUCCUGUCCAAAUAGUCGUUAUGGUUGCUCCAAUUUCCUAAAUGAUAUGAAAAAAUUACAUGAGUAUGAUAAUAACGAUAGUAAAUAUUUAGAAUGGGGAUAUACCAAUACCAUUAAUGUCGUUGGUGAUUAUCAAAGAACCUCUGUAAUUUUUACACCACCAACCAAUACCAAAGUCAAAUCUAUUGGCCCAACCAGUGGUGCCUCUGCAGCCAACUACAGUAUGUUCAAUGGUGGUGUUGCUGGAAAAAAUGAAUUUUGUAAUUCUGGAUGGAGUCUAUUCAAAUGUAAAUUCUGCCAUUUCAUCACUUGUGCAAUUAAAAGUUCAACUACAGGUAUAAACGAAUCAAUUGCAAUUAUAACAAACCAAAAGAAAAAUUAUUUUUGCGAUUAAACAAUUAUAAAUUUAAAAAAUAAAAAUAAAAUUUAUUUUAUAAUUUUUAAAAAGAUUUAAUUUAUACAUU